This is a messenger RNA of Arachis ipaensis, 4250 nucleotides long. NCBI's taxonomy places the organism in Eukaryota, Viridiplantae, Streptophyta, Magnoliopsida, Fabales, Fabaceae. The record is from RefSeq and is a predicted model, not a curated record.
AUUCCUCAAUCGAAUCUCAAACUGAUAAUAGCACGAAAAAAGGAAGAAAAAAAAUCAUCUUUUUAAUCUCUUCUUGAUUUCCACCUCCAAUAACUCAACACCCAUUUUCUAUUUUUGCCAAAAUCUCAUUUAUUUCUAUUCUUUUCUUCUUGAGUCACUUUGAAACUGACACUUCUCCUAUCAACAGUAACACCUUAACUAUCUUCACUUUCAUCAGGUACGGUGCCUUCUCAGAUUUGAGAAUUUCAUUAAAAAUUUCACUAUAAAGUGCCUAUUAGAUUCAUAUAUGAUAAAUCUAGCUUGGUGCCUAUUAGGUUGUGAGUGAAUAAUGCUAUGUUUGUUCUCAACAUUUUCUUAAUCUUUUACUUAGAUGUAGAUGAAUAAAGCUAGCUUGUGCUGAACUUCAGAUUUUUAGAUUAAGGGUGUGUGAGAACUGAGAAAUUUACUUCAUUGUUAGCUGAUUUUGCCCCAAUUAGAUUAGCUAGAGUGUAGUGGAUGUGGAUUUGUGAUUUUAGAUAUAGUGGCUUGACUCGGUCUGAUUCGAUUCGAUUCGAUUCGUGCAAGAUUAGUUGAAUUCUAGAGGAUUUUGGGAUAGUGGUGAAUUUAGAGUGAGUGAUUGAUGGCCAUUGCAAAGUUGGCUAGGAAAGUGAAACGCCCAUAUGGGUUAUGGGUGAAGAUGACAGCUGUGACAAUGUUGGGUUUGUGCUUCAUCUUUGUGUGGGGGGUGUUCUCGAAUUCGUCUUCGUCUAUUACCACACAAAGGGAAAGCUUUGAAGACAUUAUAGAACCUUCUUCCUCCUCUUCUACUUCUUCUAAAGGGGUUCAAACACAAACACAACUACCACACAAGAAGGAGGAGACUAAGGCAGAGGAAAAGCAAAAUUUUGGUGGCGUGUCGAAUAAGGAGAAGGAUGUGUUGGGGGAGGAUGAAAAGAAGGGUAAUAGUUCUGCCACCGUACCUCCAGAACAUGACAAAGGGGUGGCACCACAUAAAAGGGUGCAUAAGAAUGAUAGAGAUAAAGAUAAAGUGAGAGCAAAUGAAGUGUCUGAAUCUGAUGGUAAUGAUGAAUCAGAGGAUAAGGAAGAGAAAGAGGAGAGUGAAGGAGAGUUGGAAGGUGAAAAAGAAGGGUCUGAUCGCGACGGUGAAGUGGGUGUGGAUUUUGAAAUGGAUGAUGGUGGUGACAGUGGUUUAGCUGAAUCUUUGGAUCAGGAUUCUAAACUGUUUGAAGAUGGAGGUGUGGGAACAAGCAAGGGACAGUUUAAAGGGCCAUUGUUUGAUCCAAAUGCUAGCUAUAAGUGGAAAUCGUGUAGUACUCGGAGCAAGCAUAACUAUAUUCCUUGUAUUGAUAUUGAAGUUGGUGGUGGGAAGGUUCAGAGUUACCGUCAUACUGAGAGGAGUUGUCCAAGGGCGCCAGUAAUGUGUUUGGUUCCUCUUCCUCAUGGUGGAUACGGGUAUUCGCAACCAUGGCCUGAGAGCAAAUCAAAGAUAUUGUUCAAGAAUGUUGCACACCCGAGACUCGCUGCUUACAUGAAGAAGCAUAGUUGGUUGGUGGAGUCUGGCGAGUAUCUUACUUUUCCACAAAACCAGUCUGAGUUCAAAGGUGGGAUUCAGCACUAUCUUGAGUCAAUUGAAGAGAUGGUACCAGACAUUGAGUGGGGAAAAAAUAUCCGUGUAGUCCUUGAAAUUGGGUGUUCAGAUUCGAGCUUCGUGGCUGCACUUCUUGAUAAAGAUGUUUUAACAUUGACCCUAGGCUUGAAGCAUGAUCUAGUGGACUUGGCUCAGGUGGCACUCGAGCGUGGCUUUCCGGCAGUAGUUAGCCCUUUCGAAAGAAGAAGGCUUCCUUUUCCAAGUCAAGCUUUUGAUGCUAUUCAUUGUGGGGGUUGCAGCAUCCCUUGGCAUUCGAAUGGGGGUAAGCUUAUGUUUGAGAUGAAUCGGAUUCUAAGACCCAGUGGAUACUUUAUUAUGUCGACUAAACAUGAUAGCAUUGAAGAAGAAGAAGCCAUGACUUCAUUGACAGCAUCUAUUUGUUGGAAUGUUCUGGCACAUAAAAGUGACGAUGUUGGUGAAGUUGGAGUUAAAAUAUAUCAAAAGCCUGAAGGAAAUGAGAUAUAUGAAUUGAGGAGGAAGAAAAUUCCACCACUUUGCAAAGAGAGUGAAAAUCCUGAUGCAGCAUGGUAUGUUCGAAUGAAGAGUUGUUUGCACAGCAUUCCAAUUGGAAUUGAACAACAUGGGGCAGAGUGGCCCGAGCAAUGGCCGAAGAGGCUUGAAUCAUAUCCUGACUGGAUAAGCAACAAAGAGAAAUUGGUUGCUGACAUGAACCACUGGAAUGCUGUUGUUAACAGGUCCUAUCUCAAUGGAUUGGGCAUUAACUGGCCGAGCAUCCGAAAUGUAAUGGACAUGAAAACCAUCUAUGGAGGAUUCGCUGCUGCUCUCUCUUGGUCUCAACCGAAUGUCUGGGUGAUGAAUGUAGUAUCUGUUCACGCGCCAGACACACUUCCCAUCAUUUUUGAACGCGGCCUAAUUGGUGUCUACCAUGAUUGGUGCGAGUCAUUCGGUACUUACCCAAGAACAUAUGAUCUUUUGCAUGCUGAUCAUUUAUUCUCACGGCUCAAAAACAGGUGCAAGCAACCUGUAUCUAUUGUUGUUGAGAUGGAUCGAAUGUUAAGGCCUGGAGGAUGGAGUAUCAUACGUGACAAAGUUGAAAUUCUUAAUCCAUUGGAAGAAAUACUUAGAAGCAUGAAAUGGGAGAUAAGAAUGACCUUUGCUCAAGACAAAGAGGUUCUCAUCGUUGCUUCGACUUGGGAAGAUGGGAAUCCACCUUCCGGAGCACGUUUUUUUGCCACGUGGCUCGCGGAGAGCGUGAAGGAUUUUAGGGUUGGGGCGUUGCUUCUGAAGGGUUGUAGGUUCGGGGUGUUUGGUGUGGGGAGCAGGGCUUAUGGAGAGAGGUUCAAUGCUGUGGCUAAGGGUUUUGUGAAGCAGAUUAGGGAUUUGGGUGGGAGUGAGGUUGUGCCAUUAGGGGAAGGUGAUGUUGAUGGUGGUGAAUUGGAUUUGGAUUUUGAGAAGUGGUGUGAGAAGGUUGUUGGUUUUUUGAAAGGCAAGGUUUUGGAAAAUGGGGCUAAUGGUAAUUUGGAGUGUGGGGUUUAUGAUUCUGAGGAGGAAUCUGAAGGAGAGAGUGAUUUGGAGGAAGAGGAAAUUGUUGAUCUUGAGGACAUUGCUGGGAAGGUGCCACCAAGGAAGAAGACGGCAGCGGCAGCUGAGAGUAAUGGUAAUGGAAAUGGAAAAGUGAAUGGCCAAAGGGAAAUGGUGACUCCAGUUAUUAGAGCUAAUUUAGAGAAGCAGGGGUAUAAAAUUAUUGGUUCGCAUAGCGGUGUUAAGAUUUGUAGAUGGACCAAGUCACAGCUUCGAGGACGGGGUGGUUGCUACAAGCAUUCAUUCUAUGGUAUUGAGAGCCAUAGGUGCAUGGAGGCAACCCCUAGCCUGGCCUGUGCAAAUAAAUGUGUUUUUUGUUGGAGACAUCACACAAAUCCGGUGGGAAAAAGUUGGCAAUGGAAGAUGGAUGAUCCAAUAGAGAUUGUAAAUUCUGCAAUAGAGAUGCAUUCAAAUAUGAUUAAACAAAUGAAAGGAGUUCCUGGAGUUACCCUGGAGCGACUAAACGAAGGUCUUACACCACGACAUUGUGCAUUAUCUCUUGUGGGGGAACCUAUUAUGUAUCCAGAGAUAAAUACACUUGUGGAUGAACUGCACAAAAGGAGAAUUUCCACUUUUCUGGUGACAAAUGCACAGUUUCCAGAUAAAAUAAAGUCAAUGAAGCCUCUCACCCAGUUAUAUGUCAGUGUAGAUGCUGCAACAAAAGACUCCUUGAAGGCAAUUGAUAGGCCACUCUUUGGAGAUUUCUGGGAACGAUUCAUUGAUUCCUUGACAGCCCUGAAGGAAAAACAUCAAAGAACUGUAUACCGCUUGACAUUGGUAAAAGGUUGGAACACUGAAGAUGUUGAUGCUUAUUACAAGCUCUUUAGUAUUGGAGAACCUGACUUUGUUGAAAUCAAGGGAGUUACAUAUUGUGGCUCCUCUGCCACAUCAAAAUUGACGAUGGAAAAUGUGCCUUGGCAUGCUGAUGUGAAAGAUUUUUCAGAGGCCCUUGCUCUGAAAAGCCAAGGGGAGUAUGAAGUUGCUUGUGAACAUGCUCAUUCAUGUUGUGUUCUCUUAGCAAAGACUAAGAAGUUCAAGAUUGAUGGCAAGUGGUAUACAU